Messenger RNA from Peromyscus maniculatus bairdii (prairie deer mouse), 4345 nucleotides. Lineage: Eukaryota; Metazoa; Chordata; Mammalia; Rodentia; Cricetidae. The record is from RefSeq and is a predicted model, not a curated record.
GUGCUGGGAAUCCAGCCUGGGUCCUCUGCAAGAGCAACAAGUGCUCUUAACUACUGAGCCAUCUCCCCAGCUCUGAGUUUUAAUUGUUUUCAUGGGAAGAACAAUGCUGCACCUAGAUCUUUUUGUUUUGGAGAACUAAAGUCCUAAUAAUACAUACUUAGAUGUUAAACUGACAUUGUAUUUUGGGGAUAAAUCCAGUCUGUUGUGAUGUGACCUACAUCAUAUAUACAAUAUACUUAGUAAGAAUGAAUUUACUGAUAUUGUAUGGUAUAUUCAUCUAGGUUUAUAAUUGAAAAUUGUCCUGAAAAUUUUCAUAUUCAUAUUCAUGAUAAAAAAUCCUAUUAUUACCAUCUUAUAUAAAGUUGCCCUUCCUUAUUCUUACUUUAAUUUUUAUUUGUAUAAGUAAAAAGCUGGAAUUCCACUGACAGUAGCGAGCAGAUUGCUUAGAAAUAAUUCUGUAUGAGACCUGGGUAUUGUGGGUACAUGGUUGUGCUCAGACACCCUCCUUCAUUCUCCUUUGCCUGAGUGUGCCAUGGCUGAGGUCUCACUAUGUGGGCAUUUGUUUUGUUGAUAUCCCCUGUCUUUCCUCAGGUCCUGGUAUUGCUGACCUCUCCUGGGUACCUCAUUAUCCUUGCUCUCUCUGCUGAGUUCUUGGCUAGAUAUAGUUGCAUUUCUGUGGAGGCCUGGGAAGAUGCUGCCUUUGGAGAGGGCACUAGCCUCCCCCAGAAGCUCCCUACCCCACCCAGAACCACCUACUUUGCAGUCAGAAGAUAGAUCCCAACAGGAAGAGCCCAGCCAGCAGGAAGAACCCAAUAAGAGGGAAGUACUCAUUAAGCAACAAGAACCAAGCCAGCAGGAGGAACCCAGGAGGCAGGAUGAACCCAUCCAGGAAGAAGAACCCAUUCAGCUGCUGGAACCUAGUCAGAGGGAUGAGCCCAGCCAGGGAGAGGAAUCCAGUCAGCAGGAUAAUCCUCCCAACCAGAGGGAAGAACUCAGUGAGCAGCAAGAACCCAGUCAGCGGGAUGAGCCUAGUCAGGAGGAAGAACCUGGCCAGAAGGAUGUACCUAUGCAGCAGGAAGAACCUAUGCAGCAGGAUGAGCCUCACCAGUGGGAAGAACCCAUGCAGCAAGAUGAACCCAUCCAGCAAGAUGAACCCAUGCAGCAGGAGGAGCCCAUGCAGCAGGAAGAGCCCAUGCAGCAGGAAGAGCCCAUUCAGAACAAACCCAUCCAACAGGAAGAACUCAUCCACCAGGAGUCAGUUCAGCAGGAUAAGCCAACCCAACAGGAAAAACUCAUCCAGCAGGAGGAACUUCUUCAACAGGAAGAACUCAUCCAGCAGGAGGAACUCAUCCAACAGGAAGAACUUAUCCAGCAAGAGCCAAUUCAGCAGGAUAAGCCUACCCAACAGGAAGAACUGAACCAGCAGGAGGAAUCCGUUCAGCAGGAUAAGUCCAUCCAACAGGAAGAACUCAUCCAACAGGAGGAGCCCAUCCAACAGGAUGCUUCCAUCCAACAGGAAUUCAUCCAUCAGGAGGAGCCCAUCCAACAGGAUGCUUCCAUCCAACAGGAACUUAUCCACCAGGAGGAGCCCAUCCAACAGGAUGUUUCCAUCCAACUGGAUGCUUCCAUCCAACAGGAACUUAACCAGCAGGAGGAGCCCAUUCAGCAGGAGGAGCCCAUUCAGCAGGAACUGAUCCAGCAAGAGUCUAUUCAGCAGGAUAAGUCCAUCCAAAUGGAAGAAUUCAUUCAGCAAGAGAAGCCCAUCCAGCAGGUAGGGCCCAGCAAACAGGAGGAACCCAGCCAACAGGAAGAACCCAGCCAACAGGAAGAACCUGGCCAACAGGAAGAACCUAGUCAGCAGGAAGAAUCCAGCCAACAGGAUGAGCCUAGCCAAAAGGAUCAACCCAACCAACAGGAAGAAUCCAGCAAACAGAAGGAAAUAGAAACCAUCACUGAGAGAUCUGCUGCUGAUCUUGAGUUUUCCCGCUUGCGCUUUCGGGAGUUUGUCUACCAGGAGGCAGCUGGGCCUCACCAGACUCUGGCCAGACUUCAUGAGCUAUGCCGCCAGUGGCUGCGGCCCGAGGCCUGCUCCAAAGAGCAGAUCCUGGAGCUGCUGGUUCUGGAGCAGUUCCUGGGCAUCUUGCCAGACAGGGUUCGUCCCUGGGUGGUAGCCCAGUAUCCUGAGAACUGCAAGAAGGCUGCCUCCCUGGUGGAGGGUCUCUCUGACAUCCUGGAGGAGCCAGGAAUGAUGUUGUGUUCUCCGGGUGGGUCAUCAUCUUCAUUCAGCGAGGGAGACUGUGAGAGGUGUCCUGAGCCCUUGCUGCUACCACGUGGGUUGUUGAGUCCCAGCAGAAACCUAAGACCUAGAGACAUCCUUGUACGCCGUGAUACUUCUCCCCUUCUUCCAGCCUGGCCUACUCUGGAAUCUGUGCACCCUGAUGAAGAGCAUACAGAGGGAGAAAAGAAUGAAGAAGCCAACCCUGCCACAGCUGAGACAAAGGAGCCUUUACAGUCAGAAUGGGACCACCUGGACCCCAGAGAGGAUAACCUGACGAGUUACAGCAAGCUUCUCCUGUGGGGGUGUCAGUUUUUCCAGGCUGGUUCAUCCUCCACGCUGGAGACAGAGGAACCAGAGGAACCUUGUGCGGUGGAAGAACUGCCAGGAGGCAGCCUCCCAGAUAGCACCGGGCAGCAGGAAAGCAAAGGAAAUGUGUUCGAGGAAGUCUCCAUGGGGAAGACAGUGAUGGAGAGGCUUUCAAGGGAUGUUCCUGUUAGCCCUUCAAUAGAUACUGCUCAGGAGGAGGAACAGCAACCUCAGAAGGUUCUGGAUGCUGAGGAUGAGGAUUCAAGUCCUGCCAGUCCCCAGACACAAUCAGUCAUCCAGCAGUCAGCCCAGGACAAGGAUAUCCCACAUCAAGGCACUGGGACAAAGAGGCCUCAUCCAGAUGACGAGGAUGAGGAGGAACCUGAGUGUCCUUCCAGCUCCAGCAGCUACAAAGUGCCAUCUGAUGCCGGGAAGGUACUUCAUGUGUAUGGCCAUGAUUCUGGGCAGGACCCAGGAACUUCUGCUGCGGGAUGUCCUGCAGCUGAUGAGUUUGAUGCAUCCCAAGGGAAGCCCUACACAUGUAGUGAAUGUGGGGAGGCCUUUGCAUGGAUCUUGAACCUUCUGGAGCAUCACAAGAGCCACAGCACUGAGACAUGCUAGGUAAGCCAGGACUGCUAGGAACCCUUCCUGUUCAGCUUGGCUGUGGUCAAGCACUACAAGAGUCACAUACAAAAUAUGAAAAGCCACACCCAGAGCCCCUGUCUGCCACAAACAAAGCUUGAGAGGAUUGACAGUUCCUAGUGUGGUUGUUUUCCCUAUACAACCUCAGGUGUAAGGAUGAGCAACUUUGCUGUGAGUAUCCUGUGACAUGACAGUGAUCUUAAGGCUCAUGUGUGAUAGUGGCUUCCUGUGAUAUCUAUGGGCAUAUCUGUAUUUACUUUCUGGAUGCUAAUGUGCUGAAAGCAACUGGAAAUGGGCAUGACCACAAGAAGCCCUCAUCUUAGAAAUACACUUUAGGCUAUGUCCUAAGCCAUCAGCCAUGAGGGAAAACUCCUUUUCUGCAGUCUCUUAUUACCACACUCACUCUGGUCAUUUGACAUGGUACAAAGUGUUGAGUUGCCUUAAAGUAUUUGAUCUGUUAGUGCUUUCUUGAGCCCUCCUUGCCUCAGUUGCUUCUCCUUGAGCUCCCUGUUUGUUCACACACAAUUCUUGCCAUCUGUUUGGCCUUUCUGUAAAUAUGUGAUGUCAGGUUUACUUUUGAAUCCUCAAGAACAAAAACUGUGAGUUCAAGCCACAUGUCUCUUCAUAUAUGGAGUCACUUACAAAGAUCACAAAAAAUGCUGAUUUUGGGCUCUGGGUUUCAGCCCAUUAGUAAAUUGUGAAAUCCAGUUAGUGGAUGGCCACUGGCAUUACAAAGCAAUGAAAUAGAAUCAAGUAGGUCAGAAUGCAUCAUGCAGUAAAGGCAAGUAUUGUUUUGUGAAACUUCUCAGCUGUGUAUCUGAGACUUGGCUAUCAUGUUAAAUGUAUUUAUUAGGGGGUAAUGGUCAAAACAGGUUUAAAAAUACUAACAAAGGUUGAAGAAAUGAUCUGUAUCUGAGCUAAGAGAACCAAAUGGCCUACAUAGGUGAUCUUGUGGUUUUGCUUUAAUUUCAGAUUACAGCAUUGUUUCUGUUGCCUUACCAUAAAUUUAAUUGCCCUGCAGAUACAGAAAGGUGUCUCUUUCUGUCAAUGUUUGAAGAGGCAAUCUGUGUAACCCCCAAAUCAGAGGCUUAAUAUAAUAAAGUAUUUAUUUAUUCUUCA